Molecule: messenger RNA, 747 nt
Organism: Guillardia theta CCMP2712
Lineage: Eukaryota; Cryptophyceae; Pyrenomonadales; Geminigeraceae
Exons: 14
Biological process (GO): translation
Cellular component (GO): ribosome; mitochondrial large ribosomal subunit
Molecular function (GO): structural constituent of ribosome
Source: RefSeq, a predicted model, not a curated record
CCCGGGGGCUUUCAGAGGACGGUGAGGUGCGGGUUGAUCGGAGUGAAGAAGGGGAUGACCCUUGCCUGGGACGACAACUCGGUCGGACAUCCAUUGACCCUGAUCCACAUCCCGGACAACCAGGUUAUCCAAGUGAAGACUCCUCAGAACGAGGGAUACACGGGACUGCAGAUCGGGGCUGUCAACCAGCUUGCUAAGCGCAUGCCGAAAUCACUUCUACUUCAUUUCCAGAAACACUCAGUAGUUCCCAAGAAGAAGGUCCACGAGUUCCGCGUCACUGAGGACGCCCUGCUGGAGACCGGCACUUGCCUUACUGCGUCUCACCUAGUCGCGGGCCAGUACGUGGACAUCACGGGGAAGAGCAUCGGGAAGGGCUUCCAGGGUGCGAUGAAGCGCUGGGGCUUCGGUGGUCAAGGAGCGUCACACGGAGCCUCCCGGUCCCACAGAUCGCUGGGCUCCACUGGGCACCGCAAGUCGCCAGGUCGAACUUUCAAGAACAAGAAAAUGCACGGGCACAUGGGAAAUAAGCAAGUCACCGUCCUGGGCUUGCUGGUCUACGCUGUUGAUCCUCUAAACAACCUCAUCGCCGUUCGUGGGUCCGUUCCUGGCUCAAAGGAAGGAUAUGUCUUCAUUCGAGACGCCAUCCGCAUGCAUCACUGGAAACACAACCAAGCCCUGAAACUUCCGAUCCCCACAGCACCGGAGAGCCUCGAGCCGCCUCCUGCGGAAGUACGAGUUACACCUACG